ACACUUCCGCGGCGCCUCCGCCCCGCGCAGCUGCCCAGGGAGGCCAUGGGAGCCAAAGGGCGAGAGCCCAAGAGGAGGGUGGAAGAAGAGAGCAGAGACACUAAUGUUCAAAGAGCCGGGGAAAUUCCCCGGGAGGGGCGGGGCGAGGGCGGGCUCCGGCCGGUCAGCUGAGCGGCUCGGGGCGGGGCCAGGGGCUUCACAACAAACGCCGCUCCGCCGGCACACUGGGUCCUCCCCUGUUCCCUCGCCAGCUCGCGGGUCCCGUGGGCGGUGUUUGUGGUCGGCCCCCACCCCCUGGCCUCCUGGGAUGUAGCCGAGGAAGCUGCGACCCGGCCGAUCUGCACGACUGGCCGCGACCGCGCUGGAGCUGCUACGAUGUCCCGCCAACCAAUGAGUGACACAGCUGAAAAUGGGGAUCGUUCCAAGGGAAGCACAGGAAAUGGACCUCAGAAUUUGGCACAUCCAGACCUGGACACAUUCACUCCAGAGGAGAUGCUGAAACAGAUGAAGGAGCUCCUUAUUGAGAACCACCAGUUAAAAGAGGCUAUGAAGCUAAAUAACCAAACUAUGAAGGGACGGUUUGAAGAGCUUUCAGCCUGGACAGAAAAACAAAAGGAAGAGCGUCAGUGUUUUGAGUUGAAGUUCAAAGAAGUCAAGGAGAGCUUGUUAUCUUUGAGUAAUGAAAAUGAAAAUCUGAGAGCAGAAAUUGAAAACCUUAAAGGGAAAAAGGAAAGGUCUUUUGAGGACAUCACUGGUGACUCCAAGAUUCCCAGGACUGUGACAGACCCAGAAAUGGAGCAACUAAAGACACAAGUUACUCGUCUUCAAGCUGAGAAGGCAGAUUUGCUCGGCAUUGUAUCAGAAUUACAGCUCAAGCUGAACACAGGCUCCUCUGAAGACUCAUUUGUUGAAAUUAGAAUGGCUGAAGGAGAUGAGGCUGGAGCUCUAAAAGAAAUCAAGAAUGGUCCUGGGUUGAUCACACCUGAUCCCAUUGACAAGAACAAAUCUGUGGAUGGGGCAAAGAAUUAUCUGGAAUCUGAGGAAUUAACUGUUAGUCAGCUUCUACUGUGUCUUAGGGAAGGAAAUCAGAAGGUGGAAAGACUUGAAACUGCACUCCGGGCAGCUAAAGACAGACUUGCAGAUUUAGAAAAGAAGUCAAGAGAUCAUUCUGAGAAUGGCACCCAGACUGAGGAGGGCCCUGGAGAAGAAAAAGAAAAGGAUCAAAGCAUAGAGACUGUUGGAAGUGAAGUGGAAACACUGAAAGUCCAGGUAACAGCUUUGUUUAAAGAGCUUCAAGAAGCUCACACUAAACUCAAUGAAGCUGAGCUGAUGAAGAAGAGGCUUCAAGAAAAGUGUCAGGCCCUUGAAAGGAAAAAUUCUGCAACCCCAUCAGAGUUGGAUGAAAAGCAAGAAUUAGUAUAUAUCAACAAAAAGUUAGAGCUACAAGUGGAGAGUAUGCGGUCAGAAAUCAAAAUGGAACAAGCCAAAACAGAGGAUGAAAAGUCCAAAUUUGCCAUUUUACAGACUACACACAACAAGCUUCUUCUUGAACAUAAUAAUGCACUGAAAAGAAUUGAAGAACUAAAAAGAAAAGAGGCAGAAAAAGUGGAUAGCUCAGUGAUGAAGGAACUAAAUGAAAAGCUUGAUUUAGCAGAGAGAGCCCUGGCUUCCAAGCAAUUACAAAUGGACGAGAUGAAGCAGACUAUUGCUAAGCAAGAGGAAGACCUGGAGACCAUGACUGUCCUCCGGGCUCAGAUGGAGGUAUAUUGUUCUGACUUCCAUGCUGAGAGAGCAGCAAGAGAGAAGAUUCAUGAAGAAAAGGAACAACUGGCAUUGCAGCUGGCAUUUUUGUUGAAAGAAAACAAUGUUUUUGAAGAUGGGAGCAGACAGUCUUUGAUGGAACUACAAAGUCGUCAUGGGGCCAGAUCAACAAAUGAGCAAGACCAGCAACCCUACCUUGUUCAGAGAGGAGCUGAUGAUAGAAGCUGGCAGCAGCAACAGCAGCAGCAGCAAAGGAAUAUUCCAAUCCAUUCAUGCCCCAAGUGUGGAGAAAUUCUGCCAGACAUAGAUACAUUGCAGAUUCAUGUUAUGGACUGCAUUAUAUAAAUGUUGAUGUUCCACCUCAAAACAAAACAAAAAAACACCCUUUCUGGUAAAUGUUGACUUUAUCCUCUAAGAGCUGUACCUUUGUGUGUUUUUCCUCAAAUAUUUUGGCCCAUUACAUUUGUUUUAGAAGAAAGAAAAACUUCUCUGUGUUAAAUAAGUCACUGAUUGUCCAUAAAGGACUUCAUUUAAAUGAGCUUCAUUUUUUUGUGUUCAGUUUAUGCCAGUUUUGCACCAUAAUAUCUGGAUAGAUUAAUGUAAUCAGAAGAUAAACUUCACUGAUCAAUUUAAAGCACUGUAAGUGGGCAGAAAAGAUGAAGUGAUUACAGGUUUAAUCAAGAAACAGACUUCUGUCUUUGAAGAAUUCUAACAAACUGUAUGAUUCUUUUUAUUCAUCACCCAUUUAAAAUGAAUCCUGUUGGAUUUUUUUUUUGCAUUAUAGUUUAUUUACUGUAGCUAGUGUAAGCAUACUAGAUUUUUUGUAUGCUUUUUAUUUGGGCACCAUGCGCUUUAACUUGACAUAGGGAAAAUGAAAAAUUGUGGGCAUAUGUGAAGUAGGUAAGUGUGAGGUUCACAGUGUAAAGAAGUUAACUUUGUUUUUUAGUUAUUAAGUACAAGUAGGUUUGUACAGUGGAUGCCUAUUCACUUGUUGACAAGAGAACAGAUGUUUAUCAUUUUCUUUUAAAUGAUCAAGUUACAUCUUAAGAGUCAUAAAAAACAAAAUGAUUGCAAAAUAAAACUGCUUAUAAAUAUUUUAGGUUUUUCUUAUAUGUAUAUUGACUAAUUUCUUAACAUGCAUUUUUUUCUGUAUUAAAUUAUAUACAUAUAACUA
Trichosurus vulpecula (common brushtail) is the source of this 2935-nucleotide messenger RNA. RefSeq names its product optineurin (gene OPTN). The coding region runs from base 376 to 2106 and encodes 576 amino acids. The record is from RefSeq and is a predicted model, not a curated record. Lineage: Eukaryota; Metazoa; Chordata; Mammalia; Diprotodontia; Phalangeridae. Gene Ontology annotation, molecular function: K63-linked polyubiquitin modification-dependent protein binding. Gene Ontology annotation, cellular component: cytoplasm; Golgi apparatus; nucleus. The transcript is spliced from 14 exons. Gene Ontology annotation, biological process: protein localization to Golgi apparatus; Golgi ribbon formation; regulation of canonical NF-kappaB signal transduction.